Labrus bergylta (ballan wrasse) is the source of this 12332-nucleotide messenger RNA. The record is from RefSeq and is a predicted model, not a curated record. NCBI's taxonomy places the organism in Eukaryota, Metazoa, Chordata, Actinopteri, Labriformes, Labridae.
GGAGGAACAUGAAGAAAGAAACAGUUUUCUUACAACUGUGGUCUCACCCUCCUGUGCCAUUAAACACUAACUCAUAAAGGAGACGGGGAGAGGCAGAUUGGAGGAAAAGUGGGAUAGGGUCAUCAGUUUGAACAGAGACGGUCACCCGCAGCUCUGGAAGGAAACCCGACACACUGGCAAGGGUGAGUGGGUGACCACAGAAAGAGGGAGAGACGGGGACUGACGGAGGAGCAAAGGUUUGGAGGAGGAGGAGGUCCAGGAGGAAGAGUGGGAGAAGCCAUUCCCUAUGGCAACUGACCCAGGAGAGCCAACAGGUACCGGGGACACCUCGGAGAAACCUGAUGGACGGAUGGAGGAGGAUGCAGAGCGAGAGGGCAGGGCCGACCAACAGAGGGAAAGGACACACAGUACCCCGUCGGACUUCCCCUCCUCCCAGACUCAGGAGAGGAAACUGGGAGAGGAUGGAGUAAUCCAAGGGGGAGGAGGAGGGGAAGCCAGUAAGGCGGCUGAGGACAACCCAGACAGACAGAUUUCAUUCUCCACGCCGUCCUUAAUAGUAGACUCUGGCCAGAAACGACUGAGGAGGGAGAAGCGCUUCUUCAGGAAGAGUGUGGAGAUUUGUGAGCAGGACGAUGAGGUGGAGGUGCCUCCUGAGGCACCCCACAGUGCCCCCCAUCUGGAGCUGCGCUCCUCAGACUCAGUCUUCACCAGCAGUGCCACGCAGCAAGGAGCUGCUUCAUCCUGUGCUGCAAUGGGCCAUGACCCAUCCUGCCCCAGCUCCAGCCAGGAGCCUGGCAAGGAUGCCUCUUCCACUGCACUCAUCCAGAGGGGGAAAGAGAGGGACCGUGAGCUGGAGGAGGAGGCAGAAAUGAAGGCUGUGGCGACGUCUCCUGGAGGCAGGUUCCUCAAAUUUGACAUUGAACUGGGCAGAGGAGCCUUCAAGACAGUAUACAAAGGCCUAGACACAGAGACCUGGGUGGAGGUGGCUUGGUGUGAACUUCAGGACCGCAAACUGACCAAGGCGGAGCAACAACGCUUCAAAGAGGAGGCUGAGAUGCUGAAGGGGUUACAACACCCUAACAUCGUCCGCUUCUAUGAUUCUUGGGAGUCUGUGCUCCGCGGCAAGAAGUGCAUCGUACUAGUCACUGAGCUCAUGACUUCAGGAACACUUAAAACUUACCUGAAACGCUUCAAGGUGAUGAAACCCAAAGUCCUGAGGAGCUGGUGUCGUCAAAUUCUGAAGGGCCUUCACUUCCUUCAUACCAGGACUCCUCCGAUAGUCCACCGGGACCUCAAAUGUGACAACAUCUUCAUAACAGGCCCCACAGGCUCAGUGAAGAUAGGUGACCUAGGGCUGGCAACUCUUAUGAGGACCUCCUUUGCCAAGAGUGUCAUAGGAACCCCAGAGUUCAUGGCUCCAGAGAUGUAUGAAGAGCACUAUGAUGAGUCUGUGGAUGUUUACGCAUUUGGGAUGUGCAUGCUGGAGAUGGCAACAUCAGAGUACCCCUACUCAGAGUGCCAAAAUGCGGCUCAGAUCUAUCGCAAAGUCACAAGUGGGAUAAAGCCAGCCAGCUUUGAUAAAGUUAAUGACCCAGAGAUCAAAGAGAUCAUCGAAGGUUGCAUUCGUCAGAACAAGAGCCAGAGACUCUCCAUCCGAGACCUCCUGAACCAUGCAUUCUUCGGAGAGGACACAGGGGUCCGGGUGGAACUGGCAGAGGAGGACACAGGCACACAGGACUGCCUGGCUCUGCGGAUUUGGGUUGAAGAGCCGAAAAAGUUGAAGGGGAAGCACAAAGACAACGAGGCUAUCGAGUUCAGUUAUGACCUAGAGAAUGACAGCGCUGAGGAAGUGGCUCUAGAGAUGGUAAAGUCAGGAUUCUUUCAUGAGAGUGAUGCCAAGCUGGUGGGAAAAUCCAUCCGGGACAGAGUUAAUCUGAUCAAAAAGUCACGGGAGCGACGGCAGCAGCAGCUCCUCCAGCAGCAGCAGCAGGGCUAUGAAGAAAGAAGAGACUCCACUCUCCCCUCCUACACCUUCUCUCAUCCUUCCUGUGUGUCCUCACUGGGGCCAGUGACGGCUGGACAAACAGGAGGUGGAGGAGGACUAGGAGGGCAAGAAGGUGAGGAGCUGCCUGAAGUAGACCAGCAUGUCAGGCAGCAACACAUUUUCAGCGGGGCAGCACUUAGUCUUCCAGCAGGCGAGAGCAUUGGGUCUGCCAGCUGUGAAUCUUAUGCAAGUGGACAGAGCCAGGCGUACUCUCAGCAAGGAGAAGCAUAUGCACACUCCCAGAUAACUCUGCCCCCUACAGCAUCUCAGACCCAACCCCCUGUCACGCCCAUGCAGCUCACUGACAUCAUUCCCCAGGCAGCACCCCAGCAAACACAGCCUGUCAUGAUCCCUCAGCAGACUAUUGUCACACAACAACAGAUAGGGAUGGAUCCCCAUACCUCCACCCUUCAGCAGCAACAACCACAACAGCAAAUGGAUGCCCAGGGCACACUGCUUGAUCAUCAACAAGUUAGGGCAACUCAGCCAGCAACAGAUCAACAUCAACACAACACUUCAGCUGCAGCUGUCCAGAAACAUCAGCAUGAGCAUCCGCAGCAGACCUACGUACAACAGCCGUUUCCUCAGCAGCACGUUUUACCUACACAAACAGGUAUGGAGCAGCAAGCUUUACAAUUACCACAAACAGGGGAGCAACCUCUGACUUACAAACAGCAACCAACAGGGGAUACUUGUGAGCAGAACAUAAUACAAUCUCAACGACUGCAACAACAGCUUCAGCAACAGCAAACUCUGCAACAACAAGAAACCUUAGCGCCAGAGCAGCAUCAGACGUAUGUCCAGCAACAGCUUGAUCAGCAGCAACAAAAAGCUUUGCUUCAGCAGCAGCAGGCCACACUGCAGCAGCAUCAACUGGAACAGCAGCAAGUACUUCUACACAAGCAAUUGAUGGAUCAACAACAGCAGCAGGUACUUAUUAAACAGCAAGAGCAACAGCAGCAACAACAAGGUCUUCUACAACAACAGCAGUCACAACAAGCCUGUUUACAACAUCAGUUAGAGCAGCAUCAACAACACCUUCCUUUACAGCAACAGCAGCAGAGCCAGUUAUAUCAACAAACUGGAAUACAAAAUGAACCAGAGAAGCAACAGCUAAGUGGGCACCAGCAGCAACAAACUGUACUGCAGCAGCAACCCCAGCUGAGUCAACAGCAACAAGAACAACAAUUACAUCAGCAAGCCCUUCUUCGACAUUUAGAACAACAACAGCAACAAGCACUAUUACAUCAACAUUUGCAACAGCAAGCUAUUUUACAAAAGCAGCAGCUACAACAGAAAGCUCAGCUACAGCAACAGCAACAAGAGCAGCAACAGGUGCAACUCAUGCAGCAGAUAGAACAGCAGCAGCAAGCUCUUUUGCAGCAACAAUUAGAACAACAGCAUCAGCAACAAGUACUCUUACAACAACAACAAGCAGAGAGAAUGCAGCAUCAGGCUCUGAUACAGCAACAGAUUCAAGAUCAGCAGCAACAAGCUGCGAUCAUGAAACUUCAGGAUAUUGCCCCCAUUCAAAAAAAUAACAGUGAGAAGCAGAUACAGGAGCAACCAACUGAUAUACAGCGCACUUGUAUCCCACAGCUAAAUGCCACUCAGUUUACUUCUACUACCAUGCUCACACCGCAGCAGGUGCUGGAGCACCAACAGCAAGCAGCACCCACCCAGCAGCAUCACACUUCUGUUCUGGAAACUCAAAUCCCAGUUGGACCUCCAGGUACUCAGGUGCUCCAGCACCAAACUCAAAUUGUCUCACAAGCCCAGGCCUCCAUGGCCCCUCGGACUACGCAGAUCCCUGACCAGAUGUGUGGUGUUGUUCAAGCUAAAGUCUUUACCCAGCAGGGACGAGGUGAGGCUCAUCCCCAGGACCAGACCAAUGUUCCAGCAGCUCAGGCUUUGAUUGAUGCCCAAGUAACUCCUCCAGCAACAGUGAUCCAGGGACAGACACAGGCCAACCAGACCCAGCAUGUUCCUUUACAGGCAAGUUAUCAAGGACCUGUAACUCCCACACAGAGCCAAGUAGCUCCUCAACCAUCAGUCCAGAUUCAGUCUCUACCCCCAUCACUAAGGCAGGUCCCAACACCACAUGGUCAAGGCCAAAUGAUUGACAUUCAAAUGAUUGGCCAACAAAGCCAAUCUGCUGUCCAGUCUCCAGCUACAAUAACCUCUAUUCAGACCAAUCAAGAGACUCAUGUUCAUCAAAAUGCUAAAUUGACAGGGCCGAUGCAGCUCAAGGGCCAACAACAAAAUCAAGGCCAGCCCCCAAUCCAGAUGCAUGCUCAGGUUGCCACUGCCAUUUUAGCUCCUCAUUGUGUUCCUCAGCUUGCCCAACAAGCCGGCCCAUCUGUACAACAGGAUAUAACUCUUAUCAUGCAGCCACAGCAGCAACAGGAGCCAGUACUGCAGUAUCAGAGGAUGACCCUGUCUUCUGGCCCAGCUGGAAGUGUUGGAACAACAACAGAUGAUCUUAGUUCUGUAGUUGACCCUGCAACCCGUAUUGGCACUUCCCAUCUUGUGCAGCAGACUGUACCCGCCUUUAUUGCAGGUCAAACAACACCACAUUCAGUUGUUCAGGCCCAGCAGCAGCAGCCUCUAAUAAGCACUCCUGACUCUUCAGUCAUACAGCCUAUUUCCCAACCUUCUUUGCCUCAGUGUACUGGGCAAUACCAGAGACCGCUACAGAAGCUUUCUGAAGUACAGCAACCACUCGCUUCAACUCCUCCACACGCUCAGUUGCUGUCACAGCCAACACAAAGUCCAAUCCAACCAACAUUUUCUCCUAAUCAGGCUGUAAUACCGUUGGAGAAGAGUCAGAUGCCCCAACAGUGUUCACCUGCCUCAAAUCUGCUGAAUCAUCCUGCUGCACCAAGAGUCCCUUAUAAUGUGGCUGUGACUCAUUCACAGACUCUGCCCCUCAGUAGUCAUCUUACGGCAGGUGCCCCUCUGUCUCCAAAACACCAAGCCAAGCAGAUCCUGCCAGCCCACACACACACACAAACAAGCAGUCAGGCCCAAGCACACUCCCAAACACAGACACUCAUUCAGGCUCAUUCUCACACUCAGACGCACACUGAGAUACCGUUUGCAGAACAGCCAGUUCCACCCAAUGCUAUCUUUACUGUGCAACAGAUGCCUCUUAGCCCUUCUCAUAACUCAUGUACCCGAACAACCCUACCAUCCCUACCAUCCCACUAUCCUGCUGCUACCCCUGUGCCAGAGCUGCCUUUAUCUCCUCCAGCAACCAAGGCAACCUUUCCAGGGCAGGCAGACCUUGUACCCACCUCCCCUCCACCUGUCACUACUCUACAAACGCUUGAUUCUAAUGCCCCCAAACUUCCCCAAGGCUUGCUGCAAGACUGUGACCUUUCCCUGCUGGGCAUUGCUCAGGAUGGUCCAUACUUAUCAAGUACAGAACAUCAUUCUUCUUUGGGGUCUGUUCCUGCUAAUGGCGAAGAAUCUCUUCAGAUCUUGGCCAAUGGGAAGAUAGAGAAAUUGAAGACUCAAAGAAGAGCUUCCUGUCAAAGACCUGAUAAAGUUGCACAUCAGUUCCAACUGAGCAUGCUUCAGGUGUCCGGCAGUGGGGACAACAUGGUGGAAUGCCAGUUAGAGACCCAUAGCAACAAGAUGGUGACAUUUAAAUUUGACAUCGAAGGGGAUGCACCUGAGGACAUAGCGGAUUACAUGGUGGAGGAAGACUUUGUUCUUGAUGUUGAGAAAGAGAAAUUUGUGGAACAGCUUAGGGCCAUUGUCAAGAAAGCGCAUGAACUCCUCCAAAUGCAUUCCCAGACUGGAUCAACUGACCAGCUGCAUGUGAGCACUCCAACUAGCUCAACAAUGGAUGCAGUCCCCCACUCCUCCCCAGUGGGACGCUGGCGCUUCUUUAUCAACCAGACCAUCAGACAUAGAGACUCUCUAUCUGGCCAGGGAGCAGCCACAACACCACCCACUUCAGAGGCAAGGAUACUUCAAUCUCCAAGAGCAGAGAAAGCUGUAGAAAGUGAAGGAUUGCAAAGCCUGGAGUCUUUGACAGGAAUGGCCUCUCCCCCUUGCACCACUCUUUCAGCCACCUCCCCUCCAGUCUCAACUGUCUCAGCCCCUGCUUCCAUGGCCCCCUCAGUUACCGCUGCCCCUGCUCUUAACACUGCUUCUUCCGAAAGCAUCUCUGCACCAGCAUCCACACUUGAAGCUUCUAUCCCUGUCACUGCUUCAGUUGGUUUUGAAAGGCCAGUUCUCACCUCAGCCUCUGCUGACAAAAUUCCAUGUGCUCCCUCAUCCAUAGCAAUACCUGCUCCUGUUAACCUUCCCACCUUUUCCACUGCUCCUGCUGUUGUAUCUCCUACAACCAACACCAUUCUGCAAGAUACUUUCACUACACCGAGUAACAACAAUUGCUCCACUGUUGGUCAGUGUAUGGGGGAUGCAGUGAAAACUGCUCAAAGGCCAUGUGUGUCUACACUGGACCAGUCUACGACCUCUGUUAAUUCCCCUCCUACUGCUGCUACAGUGACCUCCUCUGCACUAAGCCAACUUUGUUUGGAGCAACAGCAGACCCUCACCCAAGUAGCCAAACUGGCCCCACCACAACCACAGCAACAACCACAACCACGGCUACAGCCUGCAUUACAGCAGAAGCUACCAGCAGUGCAACAGCAGCUGCAAUUUGAGCAACAGGUACAGCAGAUACAAAUGGCAACACCAGUGCAACAACAGCAAGGGUUCCAAGAACAACUUCAGGUGCAACAGGGACAAGCACUGCAACCGUUGCUCCAGCAGUCAGAGCAUCAGCAACUAAUGCAGACACAAAUGCCACCUCAACAACAGCUGACUGAGGUGCAGGUGCUGCCUUUGCCAGGUCAUACAGAGUUCUUGCAACAUCCUGUGCCUCUACAGCAGUUUCUGCCACCAAUGUCUCUACAGCAGGCCCAACAACAGCUCCCUCAACAGCAAGCAGCUCAGUAUAAACAGCUGCAACAGCAUCAAUUACAGCAGGUACAACAGCAGGCCCAAAUUGAUCCCCAUCAGCAGCAACAGUUAAACCUACAACAGACAAUACAUUUACAGCAACAGCAAAUGGUACAACAGCAAAUACAGCAGCAACAGCCGCUGAUUAUGAGUGCUGCUGUGGCUUUACAGUCAGAUCAAAUCCAAAUGCUGCCCAUGUCAGUUAGUCAACAGUUUCUUCAACAGGCACAGCUUAAUAUUAGCCCUUUACCACAACAGCACAUUCAACAACAAGCUCAAAUUCCUGCUGAGCUGGCACAACAACACAUACAGACACAGAAACAGGUGCAAAACUUUGAGCAGCAACAAGAGGUGGUUAAAGCCACUGACACACCUCAGAAACAGCAGCAGUUUCCAUUGCAAAAGCAGUCAUCUUUACAGAUGUCAGAGUCAGAAGUGUCCACAGGAGAGAUGAGUGUCACUGAAGACACGUGCAGCUACACUGCCACCUGUCACCCUUCUUCUGACUCUUCUCUGCCGCCUCUCCAACUGGUCACCACUGACGCCCCGUUACCGUCUCUCUCCCACACAAUGACACCCUCCCCUGCCCAGCCUUCCUCUGUGGCUGAGUCAGACAGUGAAGGACCCCCCAAAAUUGAUUUUGUAGACAACCGUAUAAAAACUCUGGAUGAAAAGCUAAGGAACUUGUUGUAUCAGGAGUACAGCAGCGGGGGAGCACAGGCAGGGGGCGCUGCCUCAGGGCCUACAGCAGCUGCCUCCACAUCAGCAGGAGGAGACGAGUCAUCUGAGCAACAUUCCAUUCACCACGUGUCUUUUCCUCCACCUGCCUCCUCCUCCUCAGAUACCUCCCCUCACUCCUCAUCCUCCACUACCUCCUCCACCACUUCCCGUUCUUCCUCCACCUCCCCUGACCCGGAGAUGGAUGGGGGAAGAGAGGAGGCUUCCUCAGAAUUUCCCAACUUAAUGGAGCUUGGUCCGGUCGAGCAGCAGCCUGGCCCCUCUAUCCCCUCCACCUCUGCCUCGUCCACCCCUCCUACCUCUCUUAUGCCCCCAAACCAGGAGGAGCCUACUGGGCCACAACGCCCGCCCAUACCAGGAGAACCAACUAUUCUUGCUGUACCCCCACACUCUGACACCAGUACCACCGGAGACGCAUCGUGGUCCCACAAUCAGCACCCGAUACCCCUCCAGCAUGGACAGCAGAAGCACAAUGCAGGAGGUGGAUAUUUUGGCCUAAACCUGACAUGUCCUAGUAUCAGAAAUCCUGUUAGCAAGAAAUCCUGGACUCGCAAAUUCAAAAACUGGGCAUGCAAACUGCGCAACUCCGCCAGCUUGUUCAAGAAGCCCCGAGUCCAAGAAGAUGGACGCUCCAGCAGUCAGACACUAAGAGAGGAGAAAGUGGCACAAUCCUUUAAUCCACCUCAGUCACAUAGAGGAAGGUUUCAGGUGACUCCUGUGCCCCAGUCUUGUCCUCCGAAGGAUGCUCUCACGGGCCAUUGUAGCACCCACAGGAAAGUGGGACGCUUCUCUGUAACCCAGGCUGAGACUAAGAAAGAGGACAGGCACACUGAGAGCUCCCCAGUGUCUACUUAUGUGGAGAGGGAGAGGAGGAGAUCUCGGGCUAAGGAGGGAGAGAGAGAAGAAAGUAAGAGAACCCCAGCGAUGCCUCACCUGCCUCGAGGUCAUGGGCACAGCCACUCACCCCUUGGCAGCAGUGAUGAUGAGAGUGAGAUGGAGGAUGAAGACCUGAGAAAAGAACUACACAAGCUCAGAGAGAAGCACAUCAAAGAAGUGGUUUUCCUCCAGGCUCAGCAGAACAGGGAACUGCAGGAGCUGUAUAGACAGCUUCGUUCUCUCAAAGACCAAAGGCAGAGUCUGCCUGCCUCCUUGUCACGAACCCCCCCUCUUCCUGCAGCACCUCCUGUCCUCUCUCCUCGUAGGCCCAGGCCGGCUAAAACCAAGCUCCGGACUCGUCCUCACUCUCACAUGGAUAACAAUGGAGUUUCACACUCUGAUAACAGCCCUUUAAGAAAAGGCACGUUCACUGAUGAACUGCACAAACUUGUUGACAAUUGGACAAAGGAGACAGUGGGCCCUUCCCCACCCAAGCCUUCACUCAAUCAAAUUAAGCAGAUUCAACAAGUGCAGGAGUUGGGAGGCUGGAGCCAGUCAACCGAGGUUCCUUCACAAAGUUGGUUUCCUGUGGCACCACUGAACCCCCAUGUACCCCCGACCCCUGCCAGCUUGCCUGUGGUAGCCCCUUCUCAUUACACAGGUGGAGGGAGCCUGUCCAACCUGCAGUCCACGGAACCACCACAACAAACACCCAUGGCUCAAGUGCAACCGGUGCAGCAAAGUUUACACCUCCAUCAGUCCCUCCCCCUCCAGCAGAUGACUUAUCAGCAGACCCCACUUCGCCAGCAGAUACAGCAGCCUCAGAUUGAGAGUCCCCUACAGUCUCAGUCACAACCACAGACUCAUCCUGUCACCCAGCUGCCCUGCACGCCCCCUCAAACCCAACCACGGCUGCCUUCCCAAAUGCCCUCAUCUCCAGUGUCCACAGCUGCGUCUCUCCUGCCUGGCAGUGGCACCAUAUCAACUACUGAUAGCACUGCUACUGCUGCUGCUGCUGGGGGGACAUUUAGCUCCUGUACCUCAUCUUCCACCUCUUCCUCCUCAUGCUCUACUGCUGCUCUACCUUCCAGUGCCAAAAUUCACCCAGCAACCCCAACCUCUACUCUUCCUCUGGGACAGAAAUGAAACCAAGGCAAAGUAUGAAGGUGUACAAGAUGGAAAUACAAAGUGGAUCAGGACGUAAAGCAGAUCCAUGUGGAGUGUUUAUGUGUAUGAAUGACAGAGCUGUGAUUGAAUGAAUAUAUGUUUUCCAGAACUUCUGGAUGAGGUGGGGCCUGAAUGUAAGAGAAGAUAGUUUCUAGUACGUAAAGACAAGAGGGUAAAAAAUGGAACACAGCAGAUGGGGUUAUUGAAUCAUGACAUGUUUGGGUGAUGAGAUGUAUAAAUUCUUAAAUGUAUGACUGUGUGCAUUUAUGAGUGAGUGUUUGUGGAUUAACUGAGUACAUAUCCCUUUAUGUAAUUUUACACAAAUUAAUGUUCUCAUUUUUGUUUUGAGACAAACUCAGUUGGACCUGAUCGAAGCACAGACAACAAGGACAAAAUAUUUGAUCUUUUGUUGAUAAUUUUUACGAGUGCUUAAAGUAAAAGGACUAUCAAUUUAUAAAAGUGCAAUUAGUAGUGAUCAUCUAAAUUGAUCAGCAUGUAUUGUAUGGAUUUGUCUGGAAGGCAUAAUAUAUUUUAAGAAGCACAUGGAUUAAAAAAAAAAAACUAGAUGCAGUAAAGAUCCUCUCAUGAUCUGCACAGUAUCUUCUCAAACUGAAGGCCUACAGCACAAGAUGUUUGGGGAAAAGAUUAGAUAUCAGCAGUCACACUGUCGAGCACGGUUAAGUUAUCUAGCUAUCGUCAUUACCACAAUUUGACCAAACCCAAUGAUAAUCAGCAUGUGCUUCAUUUGUUAUAUUUUAUGUUUAACGUUGUAACAUAAAAACUGUCCAAUUUAACGAGUGAUGUUACAUACAUUUAGAUCAAUUCAUAACAUGACGGCACAUUUAAAUAUGUCAUCUACUUUUAGUGGGUACACUCAGCCCAAGACUACAUUAUGUUAUGACUAAAUUGACUUGACUGUGUAUUCGUGGAUCCGACAUUUGAAGCCCACUGAGAUGAUUCAUCAGUCAUGAGUAAAUAUGGUUUCAGUAUUAUAGGCUUUCAAAACAACUCGGGAUGUCAUGCUGCACAUGAAGAUGAAAAGGAAAAAAACUGCCAAUUAUUACUUUAAUCUGGGAUGACCUUAUGGGUUAACCCAUGUUGCCUUUAAAGAACUGAAAUUAUGUGAGUGUGUGUUUAUAUUUUUUUCUGUGUGACAAAGCUGUGACAGUCCAAUUGUAUAUUGCAUUAUAAUUUGCACCUCUUUCUUUCAUUCAAAGCAGCCUCUCAGAUGUCAAUGUACCCAACUGAAAAUGUUUAUUCUGCCCGCAUGUGUUGGGUUUGUAGAGAAACUAAACAGGAAGGAUAGACAUACUAAUGCUAAAAGUUUGAUAUCCAACAUUGUUGGGCAAUCCUUAAAUGCCUGUUUAGCAAAUUUUAAAAAUCCUGGUUUCAAUUUUGAGAUUUUAGUCUUUGAGCACAAGCUGUCAGUGUGUAUGCAUCUGUCAGAUGCUGAACUGUGGGCCAUAACUGUGCUUUUUGCACACUCCAAAAGGUUUAAUCUAGUCAAAAAUAUUCUAUUGCUUUUUACUCAAUUUUUACACAGUAAUAUAUCAACAGUUGAUAUAGUACGGCACAUUUGAUUUCAGUUGUCCUUACACACUUUUGGGUAGGAUGGUCCGGUGUGAAUACACUUUUUGGCAUAUUUACUAGCAUGUAGUCAAAGCAGCAUUUCUGUUUUAUUAUAGAGAGAUUGUGUGCCACUGAAUACAGGACGUUGUACUAGUUGUUAAAAACUGCUAAUGUCAGUUUAAAAAAAACAUUAAAAAAUGAAGAAAGGGUUUGUGCUUAAGGUCAUGGUUGUUAAGAAACUGCAAUUGCAUAAUAAUAAUCUAGGAUAUAACAUUUUUUUCUGUAUUUGUUGCUUUUCAACAAAAUCCACAUUGUCCCUGAGUUGUAGUUCACAAAUAGUGAAUGUGAGAUACUGUGUGUCAUGUCUGAAACUAACAUGUUGGCCGCAAGUUCCAGCUUAAUGAUCAUGAUUCAUGAUGUGAAGCUGGCUUUGUCCUUGAAGUGUUACCAAAAUGUUAUCUAAAAGAUUAUUUUUGUAUUUUGAAAUGGGGUUGUACAAAUUGUAAAAUUGUGUUAUCAUUUUAAAUCACAAGUUGUUUGAAACUAGAAAACACUGGUUUUCAUUCCUCUUUACAUGGGACUCCCCUUCCUUGAUGUACCUCUUUGGGUCGUAAGAGGCCAGUGUCAUUUAAGAUUUGUUUAAAUAUUUUGUGUCAUUUCUGACAUCUUACGUCAGUUCUGAACCAUAACAGCUUUGCAGAUAUAUAAUACAGUAAACCUUACUGUAGAGUUGCAGGUCAGAUUUAUUCGAUGUAAAAACUUAUUGCAACAAAAACCUGGGGAGUCCAAAAAUGACAUCAAUGACAACCAAUGAUAAAAGGACAUUUUUGGCAGAGACACCUUGAGAAAUAAACUAUGUUGCUGGUGAUUUAGCCUCUGUAAAUUGUAACUAAUUCAACUGUUGAUUUUAUUUAUGUUUUGUAACUAAUCUAAAUAAAUGAUGUCAAACAUCAAACGACAA